AUGCGCGACUGGUCGUAUGACCAUGUUAGACCUGGCUGCGACCUCUUACGUUUUAGAAUCGCAGUUUUGGCAAAUGGUCUCGGCCGCAGACUUCGGAAAAAUGAUAUUAGACGCAUAUUGCGACAGCACAACUAUCACAGACAACAGCUUGCUAAUGGAAUGUAUAACAUAGCGGCAGCAAAUAUGAAGAAAAUGAUUAUCAAUGCAAAUUAUGAUCGAGUUGGGUGCUCUCUAAAGCGGUGUUCUUCUAACAGAACACUAUUCGGAUGUCUAUACAGAGAAAGUACAGAAUCGUUUUCAUCAUAUCCACUCUACAGACCUGGAAAAGCAUGCACAAAGUGUGAGGGGGACUCGUCUUUUUGUGAAAAUGGUUUAUGUGACUGCCGAAAAACUUGCCAUAAACCUUUCAUAGGAUCGGGUGAGCUGAAUAACACUACAUGCCAAUGUAAGUGUCAAUUCGGAAUGGGGCCUAAUUGUGACGAAGAGUGUCACAAUCCUGAACAGUAUCAGGACUGGGAUAUAUGUUCUCUAAUCACACAAGAAGAGUGCGCCUCUCCCGACUCUGACGAGCGAAAAUUGUUAGAGGAAUUCUGCCCGGAACAAUGUUCUUGUCACGUGCCAGGAGGUGGUGGUGGUGAAGGGAAACCGGACUACCCAGAGAAAAACCACUGA
This is a messenger RNA of Mizuhopecten yessoensis (Yesso scallop), 672 nucleotides long. RefSeq lists its product as uncharacterized. The transcript has 7 exons. The coding region runs from base 1 to 672 and encodes 223 amino acids. The record is from RefSeq and is a predicted model, not a curated record. NCBI's taxonomy places the organism in Eukaryota, Metazoa, Mollusca, Bivalvia, Pectinida, Pectinidae.